UAGUUAAUACCAACAAGACAGCUUUCUUGGGAACAUGGGAGUUAUGCACCACAAGGGCAAAUAUGUCCAUCCACAGAAACACAACAAUAUCAUAUAUCCCUCCCUCCCUCUGAUCUCAAACUAUUCUCUGCAACAGCAUUUCAUUUACAUGAAUCACCGAUCCUUCCUCUCAAGAAAAUACCAUUUUCCGAAACUUCUUAUAUACAUACAUAAUCAAAAACCCUCAAACCCUUUCCGUCUUUCUUGUUCAAUCCACCCAUAAGAUUCUUCUUCUCUGAAAGAUCGUCAUCGAUUUAACACUUGGUUUUUUUGUUUUUUGGCUUCUUUGGGAAAUUAACAAUAAUAAGAAAAAUCAAAUCAGAUCAGAAAUUAUGGAUGUGGAUGAGAGAGGCGAAAGAGAAGCGGCGGUGGUGGAGGUCCCUCAGGGGCUGACGGCGGAAGAGUACGCGCAGCUGGAGCACGUGAUCCGCACGUACCACACGUUCGACGCAUUGCCCAACACAUGCACGUCCCUAAUCACCCAGCGCAUCGACGCGCCGGCGGAGGCCGUCUGGCCGCUGGUCCGCCGCUUCGACAACCCCCAGCGCUACAAGCACUUCAUCAAGAGCUGCCGCCUCAUCGGCGACGGCGGGGUCGGCAGCAUCCGCGAGGUCACCGUCGUCUCCGGCCUCCCGGCCUCCACCUCGACGGAGCGCCUCGAAAUCCUGGACGACGAACACCACAUACUCAGCUUCCGAGUCGUCGGCGGCGAGCACCGCCUCAACAACUACCGAUCCGUCACUUCCGUCAACGAAUUUAAGAAGGGCGACGGCAACGUCUACACGAUCGUCUUGGAAUCGUACAUCGUCGACAUCCCCGAAGGCAACACCGGCGAGGACACCAAGAUGUUCACCGACACCGUCGUCAAGCUCAAUCUCCAGAAGCUCGGAGUCGUCGCAAUCUCGUCAAUGCAUGGCCACGAAUGAUUCAUUCAUUCCUUCAUUUUUUUUUCCUCUUUCUUUUUGAAUAAUAAUAAAGGAUUGGUGAAGGGGGCUUCGAUCGAUCAAGAAACCCUUUUUCUUCUGCUGGUGAUUGUUCUUUCUUUCCUUUAAAAAAAUUAAAAAAUAUUUAUAUAUAUAUAUAUAUAUAUAUAUUGAUCAAUUUGGGAAAUGUGUCAAGUGGACGAGGCAAAAGGGUUUUCUUGGGUCCUUUUUUAAACCCUUUAAACUUGUAUAGUUGUUAGAUUAGUUACCUGUACUGUUUGGUGGGUUUCUCUAGUGUAGUGUAGUUUCGUUAGUUUUUAAAAUUCUCUCUCUUUAUCCAAUGCUAGCUAGUUUUGUUCUUUGCCUAUUCACAUUUUGAAAUUUUCGAUGAAUGAUUCGUGGGUUGAUGUUGGGCAAUUGAUCAUAUAUACUCAAAUUUGUUGUCUUUUUUUAUUGUAGAUGAUGUAUAAUAUUAGUUGUAUCUUUGAUUUUUUGGAUGGUGAAUCUAACUUAGAUUUCGUUUUGAA
Molecule: messenger RNA, 1489 nt
Organism: Andrographis paniculata
Lineage: Eukaryota; Viridiplantae; Streptophyta; Magnoliopsida; Lamiales; Acanthaceae
Product: abscisic acid receptor PYL2-like
Exons: 1
Coding region: 372-965 (197 amino acids)
Biological process (GO): abscisic acid-activated signaling pathway
Cellular component (GO): nucleus; cytoplasm
Molecular function (GO): abscisic acid binding; signaling receptor activity; protein phosphatase inhibitor activity
Source: RefSeq, a predicted model, not a curated record